AUUUUUAGUCUCUUGUAUUUUAAACGCGGUGAUAACAAUGCUCCGUUAGGAAAAAUCGAUAUCCACGUGUGUAUUAGCAAAAUUGCUAUUAAAAACUACCGAUAAGUUGAUCCGUUAGCACGCUCUCAGCGAAAAACGGUUCAAAUCGAAUCGACGUCAAAUCUAUAUUGAUUCGAUACUUAAUUUCGAUGUAUUUCGAUAUCGAUUGAACGUCAAUUUGACGUGGAUUCGAUGUUCACUUCUCGCCGAGUUAAACAUCGUUUUAAGCGCGUUCGGAAUACGGACUCUUGGUCUACGUGAGAAAAGUCUGUGAAAAUGUCACGCAGACAAUACGUAAAUUAUUUAUAUGGACGUAAGCUUGAAAUCUGGGGCAUGAGUCUUAUUUUAAAUUUAAAGUAUCGCGAUAACAAAAACUCCAAAUACUUAUCCAUCAACACGACAAACUUCAUUGGACACUAGGUAUGUGCUGCAGAAUUAACAUAACCUCAUUCUAAGACUUCACCACGAACCGGAAAACUCGCGAGGAAUCAAUUUCAAUGAUACCAUGUAAAUAUCGAUAUUAUCAAUCGCGGAUGAGAAUUCAUUCGAUGCAAUCCCGCUGUUAUUCACCGAAGGGCAACGUCUCCCUUCCUUGCCAGACCCGCUGCAUGCGCCGCGAGAUGGCGGCUGCGGCAGCUCCUGCUGCUGGUGCCACCGCCCUUCGCGACCUCGGUAGACCUCGGCCCUGCGGCGCGUCCGCACGCACGCACGUACGCAACGGGACGCGACGUCGUGACGCGCCGCAAGCUAACGGAAGCGAGGAGCGGAUUGAGCGCCACUGCGCUGUAUCGCGCGUAAUUCGCGCUCAGACAGCAACGCCGGAGAGUCAUCGGUUGGCUGCCCACCGUAGAGCGCGGAACGCCGUGAGAGAGAGAGCGAGUGGGUGUGCGCGAGCGGACGAACGUUGGUGUGUAACACGGCGUGCAUGUGUGCGCGCGUGUGUGAUGGGUCUGAUUCGGGGCUCUCGUAAGCGCUCGAUGGUCGAGCAUCGUCGGCGCGCACACGUCGCCGCACCUACGUCGGGCGGCGCCGCGAGAUCGGCCGCGAGCACCGCCACCCAUUAAACGGGACGGAUCCCCGCUCGUCGUUCUCCGUCUCGCGACGAAGACGCGAGAGAUAUAUCAGCCGACGGAAGUGGUGCCGGUGCGGAAGUGUGUUGUCGGUGUUCAGUGAUCAAUGAACUCUGCCUGAGCGCGUGCUGGCCGAGGCGUGCUGGCAGCGGAGCGCGCAUCAACGGCGGCGAACAUGAUGACAUAAUACGGAUUUAUCGAUCGAAUUCUUUUCGAGAGAGAAAUAGAAAGAAAGAAAGAAAGAGAGAGAGAGAGAGAGAGAGAGAGAGAGAGAGAGAGAGUGCACGUAUUAACAGUCGCUUCGUAAAAUAAUAGGUGACCGAAAAUGAAUGAUAUAGAAGGUUUUGGCAUGAAAGGAACAAAGAUGCCUCACAGUCAUUCUACACCAGCUGGUGUGGAUGGAGGUAGUAGAACACCUCCAGCGACACCACGGAAAGCUGGGAAAAUGCUCGCAGUACGUGUACAGAUGUUGGAUGACAGUAUUACAAUGUUCCAAGUGCAGGCCAAGGCACUAGGUAGAGUGUUGUUUGAUCAAGUUUGUAAGCAAUUGCAUCUUUUAGAAGCGGAUUACUUUGGUCUUGAAUAUCAAGAGCCGAACUUAACGAGAUAUUGGUUGGAUUUGGAGAAACCGGUGUGCAGACAAGUCGGUUUGUCUCUAAUCGAUCCUCUAUUGAGGUUCUGUGUUAAAUUUUAUACGCCAGAUCCUGCACAACUCGAGGAGGAGUUUACAAGAUAUUUAUUCUGUCUACAAAUCAAACGGGAUUUAGCUCAAGGUUUACUGCAAUGCAAUGAUAACACAGCAGCAUUGAUGGCCAGUUAUAUCGUUCAGGCUGAAUGCGGGGACUAUGUGAUAGAAGACUAUCCAGACCAUACAUAUUUAUCAACAUAUAAAUUUGUGCCUCACCAAGAUCAAGAGUUGGAACGACGUAUUAUGGAGAAUCAUAAGAAACAUGCAGGCCAAUCUCCUGCAGAGGCAGAUCUCAACCUCUUAGAGACAGCUCGGCGUUGCGAACUGUACGGAAUGAAAAUGCAUCCAGCUAAGGACCAUGAAAACGUUCCGCUAAAUCUAGCAGUGGCACAUAUGGGGAUCGUGGUUUUUCAAAAUUAUAAUAAAAUCAAUACAUUCAGUUGGGCCAAAAUCAGAAAAAUCAGUUUCAAACGGAAACGUUUUCUAAUCAAAUUGCAUCCUGAAGGUUACGGUUAUUACAAGGACACGGUCGAAUUUUUCUUUGAGGGACGUAAUGAGUGUAAAAACUUUUGGAAAAAAUGCGUAGAAAACCAUGGUUUCUUUCGUUGCUCCGUAGUGAAAAGAGUCGUAAGGCAGAAGACCAGAGUGCUUAGUCGUGGAUCGUCGUUCAGGUAUAGCGGCAAGACUCAGAAACAAAUCGUCGAAUUUGUUCGGGACAACUACGUGAAGAGGCAAACGUUUCAAAGGUCCAAUUCGUUCCGGCAGACUAGCGGUGGUAGGGCAUUGCAGGGCUCGGAGGGGGGAGGCUAUCGUGGGGCCACUCCAAGCAGCUCCCUUAUGGGCAGCUCCAGCAUCUCUGCCCACCCCCUCCUGCCCCUCGGCGAUCCUGCCCUGGCAACCCCAGCUCUGUCUCUGUCAUGCGGCUCGAUGACACUGGAUUCUCCGACGACUGUGACGAGUGUCUCGAUGGGCGGGACGAUUCACCGUCGAGAAGACACAGCUACGUCAUUUCGGACGCUCACCUCUAUCGACGUCCAUUCGCCAGCUACCCCCAGCCAGGUCCCAGCACCGCGGCAGAUGCAUGCUACCAGUCAACAACGGAUUUCAUCAACAGGUCGUAUCAGCCCCUCUAACAGCAGUCCCCCUGAAUUCCCACCACCACGACCUCUGCCCAGACACCCCUGGCAACGGUCGGCUAGUUGUCGCGAGCUGUACGCUUCUAGUUUCGAGGAUUCCGGUAAAGCGCGACCGCGGGACGACAAGGUCGCCGCGCCGUCGGAGCCUCCGUUAGAGCCAUUCCAAUUGCCCUCGCAGGGCGAGCUAGAUAACCCCGUGACACGUUACGACGAGAGCAAUCGUUCGUAUAGCGCCGCUAGUUCGAAACUACCCUCAUUAGAUCACGAUUCUGUCCCCGAGCGUGUGUACAGCAGUUCCUACCCGGGAACGUCGUCGUUGUCUACCGAAUCGGGUCAUGAGGAAUCGGGCCCAGCCGGGGAUCUGUCGCACGACGAUCUCUCGCACGAUUCUUACGAGCUUUUGGAACGCGAGCACGAAUUCGAGUAUCCGGAGUCGUAUUCUAGCCCGCACGACGAGCCGAUAUCCGACCAGAGCGACGAAGGGAUCGAGCACGAGAUGUUCCAAAUGGACUCUGAGACCGAUUCCUUCGUCAAGCACAGAUCGUCGAGAGCGACGCUCGAGAAACAGCACAAGCCCGCGCUCGUUGAGAACCUUAAAAACGCGAGAACGAAGUCCAUCGAUCGGUACUCAGCCAAGUCGGACGGUGAUUACAUUAUCACCGAGUCGAGGAUACAGCGGUCGGGCACGCAGAUAGAACGCAAGUUCGAGACGCGUCACGCCAAUUCCGUGGAACAGCCGUCGAAGACGGCGGUUCCGCAUCAGGACUCCGUGAUCCUGCAGGUGCAGAAGCAAAAGAUUUCGCUCCUGAACGAGCUGAAGAGCCUAAAGCCCAAGUACAAGAUCACCCACGUCGACUCGGAGGUCCUGAGGGACGAGGGUAUCAUGCGCCCCAAGUCGCGCAUAGACGACGACCUCAGCCCGGUGGACGGCGCGAGGGGUAGGACGACCAGGGCGCGCAGCAUCGCCAGCUUGGAGGAUCACGCGCCGCGCGCGCACGUCGAGACGGGUAGCUUGGGUCGCGGCCACAAGUCCAGGAAGUCGCCGGACGCGAAGGUCGAGAAGGAGCGCAAGCGGCUCGAGAGGGAGUGCCGGCGGGCCGAGCUGCGCCGGAGCAUCGAGAGGAGCUACGACCACCUGCUGCUGGAGAAGAGUGCCUUUUAUCACAAUGAUUUCUACGAGAUGCGCGGCAAGAGCGUCGACCGCCUGGACUCUCAGGGCUUGCGCGUCGACUCGCGGAAGAGCAGGGCGGCCUCGAUCGACUACGAUCAGAGGCACACCUUCGACUCGAAGGAGCAGCGGAGGAUGAGCGCGGAGAGGCUGGACUCGCCUAAGUCCACCUUCGACUUCGACCCGCGCGCGAUCGAGCGUCUCAAGUCGCUGGAGCGUUACGACCACCGGCCGAAGAAGCUGGACUCGCGGAAGCACCGGCUGGAGUCGCGGGAGGGCAGGAGCCUCGAGUGCCUGGACUUCGACGGCGCUGAGCGCAGGAGGAGCAGCAGGAGCAAGCCGGAGGAGAAGCCGCGGGAGCGCGACGACUGGAAGAGCCUGGAGAGGGCGCGGAAGGACGACGAGAGGCGCGAGCGCGAGCGCCAGGCGAAACUGGUGACGACCGCGGCGGAGGUCGACGAGGAGGCCUUCCCCAAGGCCGCCGUGUUCGCCGAGUACGAGCCCAAGAUCGUCGGCGGCGUCGUCCUCGGCUUCGACGAGACCGCGCCGCCCGGGCACACGCCGGUCGAGCGCACCAAGAGCGACCCGAACCCCGCCCGGCAGAGACUCGGCUCGAACAGCAAACGGCACGUGCUGAUGCAUCAGAAGUCCAUCGACCUGACCCCGGCCGACUCCGGCGACGAGGAGCCGUUCUCCGACAGCGCGGCCAUGCAGAAGCCCAACAACGUCGACAUUCCGUACACGCUGCACAAGAGGCACGUGAUGAACGGCACCGCGUCCGACGAGAAGUCCGAGUCGGACAGCAGCAGGACGACCACCUCGAGGAACGUCAAGGCGAAGGAGCUGCCGAAGCUGCCGCUGAAGAUGGUCACCGACAUCUCGUACUUCGAUCUGACCAAGCUCGCCUCGACAGACAAGCCCGGCAAUAAGCUGUCCCCGGAUAAAGCGCCGCCGAAGAGCGUCACCGCCGUCAGACCGAAGUCCAUCCUGAGCCCUUCGGACAAGCCGAGGAGCAUCCUCAGCCCGACGUCGAAGCUUUCGCCCACCGAUCCGAAGAGCAUCGUCUGCGGUCUGUCGCCCAAUCGAAGCCCCUCGAAAGCGAAGACUCAGCUCUCCGACAGGCUGUCGCAGUCGUUGGACCGGAGCAGGGCGGAGGUGAUAAUCGAGGAUUAUACGUGCAAGAAGUCCUCGAGCCUGGACAAGAAACCGUCCAAGUUGUCGCCGGUCGAGCCGAACGUCACCAUCAUCUCGACGCUGGAGAAACGCUCGCCGAAGAAGUCGCCGACCGAGCCGAACGUGACCAUCGUCUCCGUGAUACAGAAGAAGAAGGACGGUGCGCCGAGAAGUCCCACCAACGUCGCGAAGGCGGUGGACGUUAAGCUGAAGGCCGCCCUGAACUUCGCCGAUGUCGUCGGCAUGGAGAUCAAGCAGAACCUGGAGCGCCGGGCGAAGGCCGAGAAGGACAGCCUGAAGAUGCCGGACGACAGCCUGGAGAAGCAGGACAGCAUCGAGAAGAUACCGCUGCCGGAGAUACCGGCCGUUGAGACGGCCGAGCAGCCGAAGCGAGCCGUCGACGACUCGUCCGACGACGACCGCAAGCGGGAGAGCGUGCUGCAGUCCGUGGUGGCCGAGGUUCACAUCUCGGCCUCGAUCAAGCCGCCGAUUCCGGAGAAACCGAAGACGCUGGAGAAGCCGAGCAUACCGGAGAAGACGAAGCGCAUCUUGGAGAGGAUAGAGUCGAGAUUCUCGGAAGUCAGCAAGAACUCCGCAACGAAGAUCUCGCGGCCGAAGAUCAUCGAUACGGGAUUCGACGAUUUCGUCGACCCGGUCGCUGACCUGCCUUUGGACGAAGUGCCUGUGAAACCCGCUCUAGAGUUGGAUAGCCUUAAAGUUCCUGAAUUCGUACCCUUCAUGCUGAGACCGCACGCGGAGCCGUUAAGAUCCAAGUCCCUGUCGCUGGCGGAGGAGAAGGCGCCGAUCGACACCCUGCUCUCGCCCGAGAUGGAGAACAAGCAUUUCGUGCAGGACGUAUCUCCGAAGAGGGUGAGGAAGGUCAAGUCCGAGCCGAAGAAGGACUUCAAGAAACAGUCCAAGUCGCUGGAGGGUGACAAGCCGCCGCUGAAGAAGGCCGCGUCGAAGGAGUCGCGCGCCGCGCCGGUCAGCACGAAGAUCGACAAGUCCAAGCUGAAGCUCGGCGAGAUGCCGCAGGAAAUCAUAAUAAUCGACUCGACCGACGUGGCGCCGGAGAUAAGCAUCGUGCAGAAGGGCAGAUCCAAGUCCGUCACCAGGCUGUCCGACAAGCCGUUCUCGACGUCGAAAGAGGAGAAGGAGGACGCGAAGAGCACGCGCGCCAAGUCCGCCUCGGUCGACGACGACCUGAUCAAAGGCGCGGUGAGGACCGAGAGGUCCAGGCCCAAGUCCCUGGGAAUAUCGAAGAGCCUGGGCAGCACGGAGAAGAAGGACUCGGUCGAGAAGAUAUCCCCGAAGAGAAGCAUCGCCGCUAAGUCGGCCGAGUCGAAGGACGCGAAAGUGGUGGCGCGCGGUAAAGCGAGGCCUGAGGAAGCCGCCAAACCGUGCGUCAAGCCCGACGUGGUGGUGAUCGGUCAGCAGCCGGUGGAUGUCGACGGAUCCAAGGAACCGACAAGCCUGAAGAAGACGGCGCUCGUUCAGGAUCAGUCGCCACUGACGGUGCUGCGCAAACCCGGGCAGACGCCGAUACUGUUCGCCCGCGCGCGUCUCGGCCUCUCCGAGGGCAGCGGCAUCGGGGCGCUUCAGCGGCAAGGCGCCACGCAGUCGCCCACCGCCCAGCGACGCGCCAAGUCCUUGGACGCCGCGGUGAUCUCCGUGCACCGGCUGCCGCCGGCGAACGCGUUCUCCAGCAAGGACGACACGGUGUCGGAGAACAUGGAGGAUCGGGAGAACGCGGCCGCCGCGCAGCAGGCGAAGGUGCAGUCGAUGCAGAUGGAGGCCUCGCCGAAUCACAAGUCCGACAGCACCGACCACACCACCGUGCCGGAGAUCUGCACCGAUUCCUUGUCCGUUACCGAGACCUCGGCGCAGUACCUGGAGUCGCCGCUGACCGAGUGCAACGAGAUCGUGCCGAGCGUCGACCUGAUACCGUACGAGCUGGAGCGCGUGCCGCUGAAGAUCGCGGAGAGCGCCAGGGUGGCGGACGAGGAGGCGACCAAGUUCAUCGACCAGAGCUCCGCCGAGUCCGGCGCGGAGCCGCUGGUCACCGACGCCGCCGAGCUACCGGCGACUGCUGCCGUCGAGAGCGAAAGCUCGAGAGCUCCUCCUUCGGAAACGCAGCUCACCACCGCCGAGGACUCCGAGAGGGACGACGUUCUCCCUGACGUGACCAUCAGCGUGGUCAGGGAGGACGACGAACCCUUCCUCGGGAAGCGUUACGAUCAGGACGAGCCUCCGGAGAUGGUGAGGUCGCCGAUACAGAUAUCCAUCGAAGAGUGCUCCGACGACGAAGUGAAUCCGGAGGAGGAGGAGGAGAACAAGCGGCUGGACUCGCUCGAUACGAGCGAGGACACGCUCGACGCGCUCGACACGCAGGUGCAGACGCGAGGCGUCGACAGUGAGAUGAGCUCGCCCGACUACGGCGUCGACAGGAUGGACGAGAAGACCUUGGUCGAGGUGGAGUUGACGCCCGAGUACCUGGAGAUGAGGAGGGAGGACGAGGAGGCGACGGAGGAGCUGCCAGAGGACGAGCCGGCGGCCAAGGAAGCCAAUCGUCUCCUGUCCAUCGACAGGAAACUCCGGCUGAGCACCGAGCGCUCGAGAAGCGAGGAAACCAACACUUGGACGCCCGACAGGGAAGACCCGGACUCCAGUUCGUGCUCCAUCGCGCGGCCCUUGGGGAUCGGGCAGAUACAGCCGAUCAUCGACCGGCGGGAGAUCGCGAUGAUCGAGGGCGCGCGCAACAGCGGUUCCUUGGAGGAGGACGUGAGCAACAACGGGGGCUCGCAGCCCCCCCCGUUGAAGCAAGAGAUGAGCUCCACGUGGAAGUCCUUCCCGCUCGAGAGCUCCGGUAGCUCCAGUCUGGAGGAGGGCUGGGCGCCCCAGGACGAGAACAACGCGCAGCAGUCGCAGAGCGAGGACAGCAACGGGCAGAACGAGGACAGCUUCCAGGAGGACCUCGCGGACUUCCCCGGCACCUUCAUCUACCCGAUCGGGCCGGAGAUCCUGGCGAACUACGGCGCGUUCUCGCUGUCGCGCACCUUGUCCAGGAUAUCCGAGCGGUCGACCACGUCGGAACAAGACAAGAGCGACCUGGAGGACUCCUUCAAGCCUAGCUCGAGGUCGCCGAGCAUCGACGACGAAUCUCUGAUAUCGAGCGACCAUCAGCCGUCCCUGUCGUCGGACCCGCCGUCCGGCACGGCGUUACCGUCCGUCUCGGACGACCGCAGGACGUCCUCCGAGUUACCGGACAUCCCCAUCGACGUGGUCGGCGCUCAGGAGGACGACUCGAAGUCGCCGCGGGCGAACAGGCGGUCGCGGCUGCAGCCGCAGAGCUCCGAGGACUGGCCGUCGCCGCCGAGCUCGCCGGUCUUCGACACGCCGGUGGUGAGCCACGUGGAGACCUUCUAUAUGGAGAUCAAGCCGGAGGAGGCGGUGAAGGUAACCGUGACCGACAGCACCGAGACGCCGCCGGCCCAGCCGGACAGCGACUCCAGCGACGAGAACAGAACUCUGCACGACGAUCUGCACUCGACCCUGCUGGAGGACGGGCAAAGCUCGACCUCCGCGACGGUCGACGGUACGGUGAAGAUAGCGGUGAAACCGAAAUCGAACUCGUACAUAACCGGCUCGUCGCACAGCGAGGACACCUCGAUGGGCCUGUCGAUGUCCGAAUGGUCCAGCUCGAACAACACCGUGCGCCAGUUCUGCCAGUACUCCGGCACCAAGUCUGACGACAACUCGUUGGCGGAACUCGGCGCCUCGAUCUCCGAUUGGUCGGGCAGCACCACCGUGAUACCGCAGCAGUAUUACUCGACGAUAGCCGCGGACAAGAGCCAGAGCGACACCACGACGUCCGACAGGAGCGCGACGAGCAUGAGGCCGAACUCCAAGUGCCAGACCGCCGACAGUUCCUCCCUCCCGUCACCGCCCUCCCCGUCCUCCUUCCCACUGCCGCUCUCGCCAGCGCUGCCUUCCCCCCCGGCGACGGCCGCCUUCCAGUUCGAAGGUGGCGAGGCGGCACCUCCUCUCGACGGCCCGGCUCGCGGCGACGAGUUCGACGAGGCGCGGCGCUUCAUCGAGAGCCAGUUCGACGAGCACCGUCGGCUGCGCCGCUACGAGGACGAGCAGCAGGCCGCCGACAUCUCGCCGCCUCGCAUCACCCUGCGAAACGAGUACGACGAGGCGAUCGACGACGACGACGAUUUCCAGAUGAUCGCGGACGAGGAGACGAUCUGCGCGGACGACACCGCCUUGCCGAUUCCCGAGGAGGACGAGGAGGAUCAGCUGUACGACAACGUGCCCGCCAUGAAGUACUCGAGUUGCGACAAAGUGCGGAUGGAGGUGGGCCGCGGCGACAGUUCGGAGGACAUGCACGAGAAGUACGCGGACCUGACGCUGCAGCCGAGGAUGGAGGACGACUGGUCGUCCGAGGAACGCAAAGAGAUGAUGACGAAGCCGGCGAGGCGCGCCGGCAAGUUCGACCGCGGCUUCUCCGAGCCGAGUCCGCACGAGUCGGCCAGGUAUCAGGGCACCAGGUCGACCGAGCGACCGGUCGUCGUGCCCAUCCGGGCGAAAUCUACCCCGUAUUACUCGACGACGAGCCUGAGCGGCGAAUCGACCACCUCCAGCCCGCCCAUGCAGAUCCGCACGCAGAUACGAACGAAGACGAUGCCGUACUCGUCGAGUCGCAGCCCGCAGAGCGAGGGCGACACCUCCUCGAGCAUGGACAGCCCGGCGCACACGCCCGACCGCGGCCAGAGGGCCUUCCGCCGGAAACGGCAGCAGAACGUCAAGAGACGGCACCGCGUGGCCGUCGACCUCGAGAUCAAGGACGGCCACAUAGUCUCCAGCACGGAUUCCAGCUUCGACGUGGCGACCAUACCGCCGCCCCUCCUCACGGAGGCUCAGAGCCUCGACGUGGAUGACGACGAGGACGACGACGAGAUGUCCGAGACGAAGGACGAGAGGGAACGACGUCGUCAGCAGCGUUGACACGCUGCCGACCAGCGACCAGCCAGACACUAACGCUCGAGAGAGAGAGAGAGAGAGCUGAAGUAGAAGAAAUCAUAGGCCAGGCUUUGCAGUCGCGCGUGGAAUUGAGCGCACACGUAGAAUUGAUAGACUCACCCAGCCGUUCUUCGUCGAACAAACAAACAAAGAAGCAAGCGAGCAAACGCGAGCAAGCGUGUACAUGUGUGGGCACUCUCAUUACCCGCUGCACGGAACGCAGGUUUCACCAGGGAGGAUUCGCGAACUACGUAGUGACCACUCGACCUUUGCAAGGAGGCGCGCGGGUGAUCUUGUUCCGACGACGAGGGCGAGCUCUCGGCGGUCGCGCGGCAGUCGGGAUCGAGAGUUUAUACGGAUGUCGAAGCCGAAAAGCAGGAGAUAUCUAAUCAACGGGAGAACAAUAAUUCUGUGUACGCCGCCGAGAAAUCCCCGGAUAAGCGAA
Molecule: messenger RNA, 10744 nt
Organism: Dinoponera quadriceps
Lineage: Eukaryota; Metazoa; Arthropoda; Insecta; Hymenoptera; Formicidae
Exons: 12
Coding region: 1435-10284 (2949 amino acids)
Cellular component (GO): cytoskeleton
Molecular function (GO): guanyl-nucleotide exchange factor activity
Source: RefSeq, a predicted model, not a curated record